This is a messenger RNA of Phycodurus eques (leafy seadragon), 2232 nucleotides long. It is a transcript of the gene adad1, whose product is annotated as adenosine deaminase domain containing 1 (testis-specific). The transcript is spliced from 12 exons. Gene Ontology annotation, cellular component: cytoplasm; nucleolus. Gene Ontology annotation, molecular function: tRNA-specific adenosine deaminase activity; double-stranded RNA adenosine deaminase activity; double-stranded RNA binding. The coding region runs from base 240 to 1802 and encodes 520 amino acids. NCBI's taxonomy places the organism in Eukaryota, Metazoa, Chordata, Actinopteri, Syngnathiformes, Syngnathidae. The record is from RefSeq and is a predicted model, not a curated record. Gene Ontology annotation, biological process: adenosine to inosine editing; RNA processing.
GGAAGCGCCAACUUUUAACUGGCCAAAAGCCAGUUAAAAGUUGUGUGUCCGACAUUUUAAAAAAAAAAAAACAUUUGCAUGACUUCUUCGCACAAAGUCCAGCAAUUAGACGGUGACCAAAGUGUGUUUAUUGUCUGGUACUGGAGGAAAGCAACAAGCUGUUGAGUCGAGACGUUUACGCUACUCCUGGACAGGUGGACAGCCAUUUUGCAGUUCUUGAGGAGCCAGCUUUGCCCAAAAUGGCCAACUCCGACAUACAAAAGUAUCAACACUAUAAAAGCAGCGUGUUCAAUUCAGAGCCUCCUGUUGGGGCAAAAGAGCUGAUCACCAGAUAUCGAAGCGGUAAGACCCAUGCUGUGUCCUUGCUGCAUCAGCUGGCCCAGACUUUUCAGUUCCAGCUGGAAAUCAAGGAGACGGUGACCACCGCCAACGUAACUGGGUUAUUGUUCGCCUUUUGCGUGCUUGUCGACGGCGUCAAGUACAAGACCGGCAUGGGGACGACAAAGAAGGCGGCCCGGCUCAAGGCAGCCGAGCUGGCUCUACAGGACCUUCUGCCCAAGUUGGAGAAAGACGAGGCUGACCUUCCCAAAAUGUCAGCUUUCCCCCCAUUUCAACCGGUCAAAGAUGAGUCCUCCCAAUCAGAGAUUCAAGCCGUCAGGCUUUUUCGUGAGAAGAAGAGUCCCGCUAACCUCCAGAUAGCAAACUCCGUCAGGGAUCAGCUCACCAAUUUGAUUAACAGCCACCCGCAGUUCUCCGCCUGUGCCACCUCCGUCGCGGCAUUCGUCAUUCAGACUCCCACUAGUUGUGACGUGGUAGCCAUCGGCACCGGCAACUACAGCACCAAUGACGGCACGUCGACAAACGGACGCGUUGUGCACGACUCUCAUGCGGUGGUCACUGCCAGGAGGUCUCUCAUGAGAUUCCUCUACCAGCACCUGCUGAUGUUCUUCAGCAAAACGACGCACCUGGAAGAGAAGUCCAUCUUCCAGCACAGUGGCAACGACCUCCUCAGCCUGAAGAGUGGCACCACGCUGCACCUCUACGUCAACCAAGUGCCCCAGGGCGCCGCUCAGAUGACCACCACACUGUCCCUGAACCCGCUUUCCAUAACGGCAUGGCAGAUGAACAAUGAGAUGAGCCUGCACCUGUCAGUGGAGGGAAAGGAGUUCUCGCUUUUCUCCACCGCCCUCGAGCUCCCGAGCACCAAGAUGGUCACUGUGUCGCCGAUGGACAAAAUCACUCAGUGGCAGGUGCUGGGCUACCAGGGAGCAUUGCUAAGCCACUUCAUAGAACCCGUCUAUGUUCAGACCAUCCUCGUGGGUGACUCGGGUGGCGGGGACAUCCGCGGCGUGGAGAUGACGGUGAACCGCCGCACGGAGGGCAUCACCACGCAGCUGCCCAUGUUCUACUGCAUGAUUAGGCCUCAAAUCAGCACAGUGCCCUCUGUAGCCGCCAGUAGUCCUGACAACGGCCCGGUGACCUACGGUUUCAACUGGAGCGAAGGCGACCGCUCCAUCGAGGUGGUGGACAGUCUGAAUGGCAAGACCAUCGACGAGUCUCCCUUCAAGAGUGGAUCUGCUCUGGCGAGCCGCCUGUGCAGGGCAGCGAUGCUGCACCGCUUCAAGUUGGUGGCAAAAGAGGCCCAGAGGCAGGACCUGCUAGCCGCAAGUUCAUACAGAGAAGCCAAGAGUGCGGCGGAGCCUUACCAGGCGGCCAAAAAUGUGCUGAGAGUGUACCUGAUGCAGCAAGGCUUUGGUUCCUGGCCAGACAAGCGCAAGGUCAACGAUGACUUCACCAUGUAGAAUUUCAAACAAAUGGUUCGAAUAAGAACUCUGCCAUGUUUGUUUCUCAUUGUUGAGGUCGUCAAAACCUAUGGUUAAAUAUCUUGUGUUUAGGACAACGUUUAUAAUACAUCUGCACCAAAUGUUUACAAUUUGUCAGAUUGCAGAUUGCAAAAUUGCUUCUUUUAGUUGUAAGCACAGCACAUGUGCUUGUUAAAUUGUUAAAUGUUUCUGCUGUCGGAAACAAAGUCACUCUUUCUGAGGUGUGUAUCGGAAACGACCUGUCCCUUUUCAUUUUUGUUACCUUUCGAAUUAUAUUUGCAUAUCAGCAAGCGUAGUGUCUAAGCAGUGGGAAAAUGUUAUAACGCUUGUAUAACAGCAUCCAAGCUGUACCGUUUGAGUAAGAGUUUGAGGUUACAUGUAUCAUUGCAUUCCAACAUAAAAAUAUAUA